This is a messenger RNA of Octopus sinensis (East Asian common octopus), 417 nucleotides long. RefSeq lists its product as uncharacterized. The transcript has a single exon. Bases 1 to 417 code for a protein of 138 amino acids. The record is from RefSeq and is a predicted model, not a curated record. NCBI's taxonomy places the organism in Eukaryota, Metazoa, Mollusca, Cephalopoda, Octopoda, Octopodidae.
AUGCGACGUAGUCAAGCACUGGCAUCGCCAGAUAAAAAAUGUGGUCGGGCAUCAGUGGAAACUGCUCCUAUUCCUAGACGGAUAGAUUCCGCCAUUGUUGACGACAUCAUCCAUAAAGUGGAAGCCACCAUUUUGGAGGAUCACCGCAUAACUAUUCGGCAACUAGGCCAAGAAGUGAGGAUUAGAAUAGGGUCUGUGGAAAAAAUCAUUCACGACCAUUUGCACAUGUGGAAGUUGUUUGCACGAUGGAUUACCCGGAUCACACAUUUUCAGAUGCAGGAUAGAGUCAGUUGUACCCCGGCUCUUUUGGCAAUGCGCCAAGAAAAUGAGGAGGACCUUUUCGGCAGACAUAUAACACAUGAUAAAACAUGGGUCCAUCACUAUGAUCCUGAGUCUAAAGUUCAGUCGAAGCAAUAG